Molecule: messenger RNA, 450 nt
Organism: Octopus bimaculoides (California two-spot octopus)
Lineage: Eukaryota; Metazoa; Mollusca; Cephalopoda; Octopoda; Octopodidae
Product: protein GVQW3-like
Source: RefSeq, a predicted model, not a curated record
AUGACCGAACGCAUUGAGCAACGAUACUGUUUCAAAUUCUGCCAAAAACUUGGUGAUACGCAAACCAAGACUAUCGAGAUGAUUCAGAAGGCCUUUGGAGAUGAUGCUAUGAGAAAAACACAAAUGAAGGAGUGGUACAACUGGUUCAAAGAUGGCCACACCUCAGUGGACAGUGAGCCACGUUGUGGCAGACCAUCGACUAACAGAAACGACGAGAUGAUUGCAAAGGUUCGAGGAAUAGUCUAUGAAGACUGUCAUGUGACUAUUGAAGAGAUUGUUGCCGAAGUUGGAAUCAGCCAUGGAUCAGUUCAAUCAGUUCAUUCCGCCCAAAUCGUCGAAGCAUUCCUCGUCAAGCAAAACACACCACUUGUUCGUCAGGCUUCCUACCCCCCAGACUUGACUCCAUGUGACUCAAAAAAAUACCCAAAGGGAGAAUAUUUGAGUCAAUAG